Molecule: messenger RNA, 2403 nt
Organism: Carica papaya (papaya)
Lineage: Eukaryota; Viridiplantae; Streptophyta; Magnoliopsida; Brassicales; Caricaceae
Product: Regulator of chromosome condensation (RCC1) family protein
Source: RefSeq, a predicted model, not a curated record
CCAGCCCGAAAGAUUCUUUUUAUAGAGAGAGAGAGAGAGAAGAAGAAGGGAGUGGAGGUAUAUAGUUUGUGCGUGUUUUUGAGAGAGAAAGCACGACAGCGAGGAAAUGUCGCCAUAAAGAAUGCUCAAAACCCUAGCUUUUUUGUUUUGAUUUUGGUCUUGUUUUUGUUUUCUCUUUCCAAGUGGAGGCCAAGUCAUCGAUCCGUUCUCUUUUGCUUUCUCAGUAUCUUCCCUUUCAGCUUUCUGUUUGUAUUUAAAUUUAUUAUAAUUGGAGCUCAAUUUGCAAGAUUUCGGUGAAGAAAAGUGGAGAUCGGCACCGAAAAAUUCUCAAUUAUUGCCUUUUUUAUUUUAUUUUCGGAAAACGUUGAACGAUUGUUCGAAUUUACGAUACCUGGGUGGUGUUAUUGAUCCCUUCUGAUGUUUUAUUUCCAAUCAUUGCAUCAUUUACCUGUGAAUUUUCCAUCUAGAACCCCGUUUCUGUAUUCAAUUUCCCAUAUUUUUCUUCCCUCCGAUGUGUUCUUUAUAUGUUGCCUUAAUUGCUUGAGAUUUCGCCUAAAAAUUUGAUAAUCCCUCUUCUGAUCAGCCCACAUUGUUCGUCCUCUUUGGCUUCUACCAGUAUUGCUUAUUAACAUCAAACAAAUUAUUUGAGAUUGGAAAGAGUGACAUAACAUCUGAAAAAUGGCUGACCGGUAUCGAGCGGUUUCCUUUGAAGAUUUGCCUUCACACUUGAUUUUGGAGAUAUUGAUGGCCGGCCGGCUUAGUGCUGUCGAUCUUGUAUGUUUAGAGCUGACUUCCAGGACGUUCGGAGGUAGUCAUGGUCUGUAUUCUCAAAAAUUUAGGUCGUUGGUAGAUUUUGCCACCUUUCAGCUUUGUGCUUCGCAUCCUAUUUAUGUCGGGAUGUGUCGAAACACUCAGAGGGGGCUCUUUGAUCGGUGUAAUGCAAAUUGGAAGCGGGUCCUGAGGUUCUUGCAGUCUGUGGAACAGUCUUCAGAUAUAGUCGAGACUUCAGCAGGCAAUCAGAUGCAAAUCACAACUGGAAGGUAUCAUACAUUGCUGAUCAGCAACUCAACAGUGUACUCUUGUGGUUCCAGUUUAUGUGGGGUACUUGGUCAUGGCCCUGAGACAACACAAUGUGUGGCGUUUUCACGUAUUAAUUUUCCAAACUCUGUGCAAGUGGCUCAAGUGUCAGCCUCUCACAACCAUGCUGCAUUUAUUCUGCAGUCUGGAGAGGUUUUCACAUGCGGAGAUAAUUCGUCAUUUUGUUGUGGGCACAGAGAUACUGGCCGUCCCAUAUUUAGACCUAGGCUUGUUGAAGCUCUGAAGGGAGCUCCCUGCAAACAGGUAGCUGCUGGGCUUAACUUUACUGUGUUUCUUACGAGACAAGGCCAUGUAUAUACUUGUGGGACAAAUGCACAUGGCCAGCUUGGUCAUGGUGAUACUCUAGACAGACCAACACCUAAAAUGAUUGAACUUCUUGCGGAACUUGGCUCUGUAGUCCAGAUUGCUGCUGGUCCAAGCUAUGUCUUAGCUGUAACUAACAAUGGUGCAGUUUACUCCUUUGGCUCUGGUUCUAAUUUCUGUCUUGGGCAUGGGGAGCAACAUAAUGAAUUCCAACCCCGUGCAAUCCAGACAUUUAGGAGAAAGGGUAUCCAUGUUGUUCGAGUAUCUGCUGGUGAUGAGCAUGCAGUAGCACUUGAUUCAAAUGGAUUGGUAUACACAUGGGGUAAAGGUUACUGUGGAGCAUUAGGCCAUGGAGAUGAGAUUGACAAGACUCUUCCAGAACACUUGAAUAGUCUUAACAGCCGCCUUGCUGUGCAGGUCUGUGCAAGAAAGAGGAAAACGUUCGUUCUUGUUGACGGGGGCUUUGUUUAUGGUUUUGGGUGGAUGGGCUUUGGUAGUCUUGGGUUUCCAGACAGGGGAGUAUCUGACAAAGUCAUGAGGCCUCGGAUCCUUGAUAGCUUGAGAGCCCACCGCGUCUCACAGAUUAGCACAGGGCUUUACCAUACUAUUGUAGUCACUCAACGAGGACAAUUAUUUGGUUUUGGAGAUAAUGAACGAGCACAACUUGGACACGACACGCUGAGAGGAUGCCUUGAGCCAACUGAAAUUUUUCUUCCACAAGUAGAAGGUGACCCGGAUGUUGUUUCAGAAAGUGCUUGAACCAUUCACAUCCUGGUAAUGAAUUGAUUACUUAGUAGGUUUUAUUUUUUUUUCUUUACAUGUCUUGUAGAGUUGCAUAAGAGAUUUUUUAAAUCAUUAAUGCAUAAUAUAUCUCUGCUGUGUUAAUUGAAAUUGAGAAUUAGCAUCAUGAUUAUUUUUAUAAGCUUCUUGGAAGAUAAUGAAAAGUUAAACUCCUUAAAGAUGGGAAUGAAUAAGUGUCAUGGUUGGGUUUUUCCCUGGAAA